This is a messenger RNA of Oncorhynchus tshawytscha (Chinook salmon), 2303 nucleotides long. Its product is annotated as 5-hydroxytryptamine receptor 7-like. The transcript is spliced from 2 exons. Gene Ontology annotation, biological process: circadian rhythm; G protein-coupled receptor signaling pathway, coupled to cyclic nucleotide second messenger; smooth muscle contraction. The record is from RefSeq and is a predicted model, not a curated record. NCBI's taxonomy places the organism in Eukaryota, Metazoa, Chordata, Actinopteri, Salmoniformes, Salmonidae. Gene Ontology annotation, cellular component: membrane; dendrite. Bases 1 to 1182 code for a protein of 393 amino acids. Gene Ontology annotation, molecular function: G protein-coupled serotonin receptor activity; neurotransmitter receptor activity.
AUGGAUCUGCGUUUGCUGAGAGCGCCCCAAACAACCAUCGCAAUUUUGCCAACUCUGAGCUUCACGGAAAAUGACUCCAGCUGCGGGGAGCAGAUUCUUAGCCACGGGAAUGUGGAGAAGGUGCUUAUCGGAGGAGUUCUCACUGUGCUCACUUUGUUCACUAUUUGCGGGAACUUACUUGUGGUGAUAUCCGUGUGCUUUGUGAAGAAGCUGAAACAGCCCUCCAAUUAUCUAAUUGUCUCUCUGGCCGUGGCAGACCUGUCCAUAGCGGUGGCGGUGAUGCCCUUUGUCAGCAUCACGGACCUCAUCGGGGGGCAGUGGAUCUUCGGACAGGUGUUCUGCAACGUUUUCAUUGCCAUGGACGUGAUGUGUUGCACUGCUUCGAUCAUGACCCUGUGUGUAAUAAGCAUAGACAGCUGUCACAGGUACCUAGGCAUAACUAAACCCUUAACCUACCCUGUGCGACAGAGUGGGAGAUGCAUGGCGAAAGUAGUUCUGUCUGUGUGGCUGCUGUCUGCUUCCAUCACCCUGCCCCCGUUGUUCGGCUGGGCCCAGAACGUCAACGAUGACAAGGUGUGUCUGAUCACCCAAGACGUGGGCUACACCAUCUACUCCACCGCCGUUGCAUUCUACAUCCCCAUGUCGGUGAUGUUGAUGAUGUACUACCGCAUCUACCGAGCAGCCAAGGUGAGCGCCGCCAAGCACACCAUCCUAGGCUUCCCCAAGGCAGAGGACGAGCGUAACAGUGUUGACUGUGUGGCUGCGGCCUUUAAGCUCCAGAAGGAGGUGGAGGAGUGUGCCAGUUUCUCUCGUCUGCUUAAGAACGACAGGAAAAACAUCUCCAUCUUCAAGCGGGAGCAGAAGGCGGCCGCUACGUUGGGGAUCGUUGUGGGGGCCUUCUCUGUCUGCUGGCUGCCCUUCUUCCUGAUGUCCACGGCCAGGCCCUUCAUCUGUGGGGUAGAAUGUAGCUGCGUUCCCCUCUGGGUGGAAAGGUUUCUCCUCUGGCUGGGCUACGCUAACUCCCUCAUCAACCCAUUCAUCUAUGCCUUCUUCAACAGGGACCUGAGGACCACCUACCGUAACAUCUUGCUCUGCAGGUACAGGAACAUUAACCGCAAACUCUCCGCUGCCUGCAUGCACGAGGCCAUCAAACUGGCUGAGAGACCGGAUCUGGAGAUCUAGAACAGUGUUUCUUAAACUUCUCUAACACUUUGCUACACAAGGACCGGCAAACUAUGGUUUAGAUCAGGGUGUCAAACAUUUGACUGCGGCCUGUGAGUGGUUUGAGUAAUAAACAAAAAACUCAAUGUAGUGAUAAUGGACUUACAUUUUUAUAGUCUCUUCACUCUGUCCAUCUUGUUAACAAUCAUCAAAACGAAAGCCUAACAGUCAGGGAGCAUCAAAAUUACAAAAAUGAGGUGCAAAAUGUGUUUGACACCCCUGGUUUAAAUGAAAACUUGGGCUUGACAUAUGACUAAAUUGGAGCAGACAACCAUCUGUGGUCCACAGGUCCACAGACCAGGGGUUGAAAAACACUACUCUAGACUGAGGAAUCCUAUUCAGUUCAUGAGUAGAGAAGGCUACAUGCAUGUGUAUAGAUUAACUGACAUUAUUGUUCAUACCUGGCACACACAAGAACAUUAGAUCCACAUCUUGUCAGGUUAUACACAGUACAUUUUGCAGUGUUCAUUUCACUUAAAGAGUUCAUUUUAACACUACCUCAGAUAACAUAUAGUCCCACUCUACAGAGUGUAAAAAGUACUCUGAUUGUAGUGUUACAUUUUGAGUGUUAAUGUAACAAUUCAUAUUAGAAAAUAUUAACAUUGCAUUUCACGUGCCACUGUUACAGUAAGUGAUUUUGGGUGUUGUUUUAACACUAUUUGGUGUAAAAAGCCAAAUUUGCAUAUUUCCCAUGGUGCCUUUUCUUUUCAAUUGAAUUGUAGCAUUACCACCCAUGACUAUAUUUGUUAGUGACAAAGACAUGGUUGUUGAAUUCUUUCCUUUUAAAGACCUGUUAUAAUAAAAAAUGUAACUUUAUGAAAAUAGAUUACAUAUAUCAUAAGGCUUUAAUUUGCUAACAAAUCCUAACUCGCUAACAAUUGGUUUACAAAUUACAGGCCACAUCAGGCCUGCAAGUCCCAUUAUGCUGACUGGCAAAGGGAUGUCUAAUUCCUUUUUUAAAUCCAGCCAGUUAGGAUAUCCAACAGUUGGAAUUUCUAUUUACCCUCAACCUGCAUUCAGAAUGACUACCAGGGUUAGCAACCUGGUCUCAGAGCAUUUCGUAUUAUUCUGUAUGUAAAUCU